Caenorhabditis remanei is the source of this 4041-nucleotide messenger RNA. RefSeq lists its product as uncharacterized. Gene Ontology annotation, molecular function: protein binding. The record is from RefSeq and is a predicted model, not a curated record. NCBI's taxonomy places the organism in Eukaryota, Metazoa, Nematoda, Chromadorea, Rhabditida, Rhabditidae. Gene Ontology annotation, biological process: amino acid activation for nonribosomal peptide biosynthetic process. The transcript has 19 exons. Bases 1 to 4041 code for a protein of 1346 amino acids.
AUGAUAAUCCAGUACAAUGCGAACUUCAAGAUUGUUGAUGCCAGUUCUAAACAAGAAGUACGAGUAGAGGAAAUAAGGGACAGAGUUGCUAAAAUAUCGAGAUUACUUAUGAAGAUAGAGAUUAACAAGUCAGAUGUAUUAUUCGUUAAAGUAAAACGAACUAUCGACACUGUGCUGAUAAUUAUUGCAUGUAUUCAACUUCGAAUCACUUUCACUUUUUGUGAAGACAAUUCUAAAGAAUCAAGUCUCGAAUCAAAUCAAAAAUUUCGAACAACGUUGGUAUAUGAUGGAAAACAGAUUUUUCGAAUCUCGGAAAACAACGGAAAUGACAGUACGAUUGAUGAAAUUUGUUAUGUUAUCUACACGAGUGGAACUUCUGGAAAUAUAAGGAAACAAGUUGCAGUUCCAGUCUCAUGUAUUGAAAAGAAUGUUGAGUAUUUCUGUUCAAUAUUCCAUGUGGAACCAUCGGAUUCAAUUCUUUUUUCCACUUCCCUACAAUUUGAUCCUUCAAUUAUUGAACUGUUUAUGGCAUUUCACGUUGGAUGUCAAUUGGUCUUAACUCCCGAUAAUUUUAGAAAUGAACCACAUCGAUUACAAAACGCAAUUGAAGAGUUCAGGCCCACCAUUGCACAGAUGCUCCCGUCACCAGAUUCAUUGCUCUCCGCCACAUCAUCUUUGCGAAUUCUUCUUCUUGGAGGUUCAAAUUUCCCAUUAUCAUUCAUCAACUCAGUCAGAAGUCCCGAUAACCAAACACGAGUGUUCAACGUAUACGGAGUGACUGAAGUAUCAUGCUGGGCUACUAGUUUCGAAGUUGAAGUUGAUUGUCCAGAAGUUUUGAUUGGAACUGAAAUCACUGGAACAACACUCGAAAUAGAUUCAAAUGAUCAAUUGGUUUUAGGUGGUUCCAGACAGUGUUAUGUGAAUGGGCGGAAAGGAAAGAAACAUGAAACAGGAGAUCGAGUGAGAAGAAAAGAAAAUGGAGCAAUUAAAUUGGUUGGAAGAGUUGACAGAAUGAUUAAACAUAGAGGGAUCCGAAUAUGUCUGGAUGAUCUCUCUGAAUUGGCAAACCGGGAGAAUUCAUCAAUUCAAUCGGUUCAUUUCAUUCACUUCAACAAUCGACAUAUUGUGCAAUUCAUAAGUGGACCUGAUUCGACGCCAUCCACAGAUACUAGUCAUACGAAAAUAAUGAAGUUGGAUGACUCGAAUUCCAUCAUUGUUUCUGUAAUUCACGUGGCAAGUCUUCCGAUAAAUUCAAGUGGAAAAGUGGAUGAGAAUGAAUUGAGAAGAAUUAGCAAUGAACACUUCAUAAAAGUAUGCAGAGACACCUCGAGUAUAAUUCAGGAAUUUUUGAAAAAAAGACGGGGAAUCGAUCUGACAAACGUUUUGGAUCAGAGCUUCGUGUCAAUAGGAAUCAAUUCAUUGAUGGCGGCAGAGUUAUCUAUAUCAUUUGGAGAAAUUGAAGAAGUUGCAAUGAGAGAAAUUUUGAAUGAUAAAAUAACAAUUCGAAGUUUUUUGAAUCAGUUUAUAUCAGAGAAGUUGGAAGAAUUGGAUCAUGAAGAAUCAGAAACAAUCAAAAUCAAAGUCUCAAUAAGACGACAACCGAGAAUGAAUUGGGCAGUGGAUUUAUGUAAAUGCAUUGAUGGGAGUAUUCUAGUGUUGAACGUAAAUAUGAUAAUUUGCGCUUCUCAUUCUGGAAUUGUUGUUGCUGUCAAUCCACUGACUGGUGACUGUUUAUGGAGAACUAACUGCGGGGUUCGAUUUGAAUGCAAACCGAUUUCAGUGAAGAAUUUCAUAGUUAUUGGUUCAAAGAAAAGUGGACUAUAUUUUCUGAGAGCUGAUUCUGGUGAACUUUUCAAAACCCAAAAAUACGAAGAAGAUUUUGGAAUACGAUCACAAUGUGCUUCCGAUGGAAAACUGAUUUACUGUACAACAGAAAACGGUUACUUUCACGCAAUCGAUUCUGAGACUCACUUAUCAAUAUUCCGUCAACUGAUUGAUGAAAAUGGCGGAGGGACGUCAAUUGGACCAGUGAUUUCUUCUGAUGGAUCUAUACUUGUGACAACAACUUCUGGUUGUUUGACUAGAAUUCUCGUAAAAUAUGAUAGUCAGAAACACCCAGUAUUCAAUAUUUCGUUUUUCAAACGGUUUGGUCCAAUAUUCUCAGAAGUUGUAUUUCUCGAUGGCAACUCAAUAUUGAUAAGUUCUGUUCAUGGAGUUUUGACGAUUCUAAAUUCCACAACUGGAGAAGAAAAGGAAUCUAUUUCGUUAGAAAACGAGAAUUGUUUCUGUGCUCCAUUGAAAACUGGGAACAAACUAAUUGUUGCUACUCAAUCUGGCAAAAUUAUCACUUUGAACAUCUCUUCGAAACUAACUGUUUCGAAAAUAUUCCAAUUUGAUGUACCAGGAAUAUCAUUUGUGAAAACCCCGAAACUAAUAGAUCCAUGGAACUCCUUAGACAAUUCUCCAAAACUUAUGAUGAUUUCAAAAAAUGGAAUGCUUCUUUUCGGAAGAUUUGAGAAUCGCGAAACGUUGGAAGAAGUGACCGCAUUUCCAAUUUCGAAUAAAGAAGUUUUCACAUCUCCGGAGUUUUUUAACUACCAUGAUCAAAAGUUUAUUCUGAUAGCUGGAAGGGAUGAUUAUUUGAGGUCUUGGAAUGCAUCUGCUGGUCAGUUUAUAAUAUAUAAUGCUGGAGAAUCAAAUGAACAAAAUGGAAUAUUGAGAGUUUUAAAUCCGAGAAUCGUCGAUGCAGAAAAUGGCGAUUGUGUCAAAGUAGGCGAGAAUGGAAAGCUGAAAAUAUCAUCUUGGAUUGCAUUCAGUUCAAAUGAGAACCAUCUCACAUUCGAUAGACAAUUUGGAUACGCGGAUUGGUAUGGAUUCGUGGACUGUUCUGCUGUUCGUACCAAUCCAUCAUUUUCUGCAUUUAAAACUGAUAUCACUGUUAAUGACUCGAAAUUCAAUAUUAAUCAAAUAUUCAAAGUGGUUCGAAUAAAAUCUAAGAUAGAUCCAAGAUCUAAUCGAGAGGAAUAUGAUUUGUUGAUGAAGAAAAUGGAAGAAGAAGAAGAAGAGCAACUUCUGGAAAAAACAAAUAAUUUGGAUUCUAGUUCAGGACAAUUGAAUCCUGAAAGACCAUCAAGAAGUGUGGACGCACAAAGUGCUCAGAAUAAGAUACCAUCAAUGCAUAAAAAGAAAUCAAGUGAUUCCGGUCCUCCAAUCAACAUCUUAGCAGGACUUUCAUUUAUGAACAUUUCUGGACCAGUCCCCCCAACGCAGUCUUUAUUUGAGACGAGUUCAUCUGCAAACACUUCCAGUCACUCUCCAAUUCCUCCUCCACUCAGUUCUCUUCCACCUGCGCCUCAAUUCGUCGUGCAUGGAUUGGUGAUUCAAAAAGAAGCGGAUAAUUGUUUCAUUGUAUGGUUGUUUGAUACCAAACAAAUUGCUUAUUUGCCAAUAUCAACUCAAGGAUAUGUUAUUGUUGGAACAUGUUAUGAAUUCAGUGUAAUAUCCAAAAAUGAUGGAUCUGCAUGUGAAAUAACGAAUGUCGGAAAACAUCUAGAAAUGAAACCUGCGAAUUCAUUCGAGAUUCAUCAGACGAUGGAUAAAAUAGUGGUUGGAAUCCACGUGGAUCUCUGUUGUCCUAAUACAAGAUGUCAAUUAUGGUCCUUUUAUAUGGGAAUCCCAUUCUUCAACUCUCCAGAUGUUGGAAUAUUGGAUACACCUAUUGGAUUACAUCUACAAUGGCAGGAAACGCUGAGAUUAUAUCUGGGAGAUCCACGUGCUAAAAAUAUGCAAUGUAUUUGUCAAUUAGUGAAACAAAAACUGCCACAAAAGUUGCACAAUUCUUUCAAAUCCGAUGAUUUCGUUAGUUCUUCAAGAUAUAUUUGGCAGAUUGUGGAAGUUUGUUCAUCGGAGCAACAUCAUCAAAUAAGAGAAGCCCAGUUGAAACGCGAGAAUCUUGGAUCGAAUGGGGGUGAACUUGAAGAAGAAGACGAAAUUGCAAGGCAGAAACGAAAUAAUCGCCCUUCUGUUCGCUUUGAAUCAUAG